CCUGGCCACUGAACGAGUUCGACCACCAUGAAGCCGGCCUCUUCUGGCUACGAGCGCCUAAACCAGGUCGAUGAGAUGGAGGAUGCCGAAGAUGAUCUCGGCUACUCCAAUCGUUUCGCCGGCAACAAGACGUCAGCUGCGGACGGUUCGACUGUGUCCGUGCUCACUCACCCCACUGCCGCACCUGACCUGCCCAGCGCAAUUCAACUACGCACUCGCGACAGGAGCAAUACCGGAGGCAUAGACAUCAAGGCUAUCAAUGCGCGUCUCGAGAGAUGGGCAGACGAAAUUGCCUCCAAGUUCAAGGUUAAAAGGAAGGGGAAGGACACCGACGCGGAUAAAGAGCUGUACUACAGUGUAUUCAUCCCUCCGGAGGGAUUGAAGCCACUCGUUGAGGAGUUUGUCACACUUGAUCACAACCAACCAAUGUCGAAGGAACAAUUCGAAGUCAUCCUAGAAUCCGUUCGACACGCGAUUGCCCGGGGCAUACACCCACGAAUGAUCAGUCAAGGCUCAUCGGGUUCAUACUUCGUAAGGGACGUCAACAACAAAACCGUGGGGAUCUUCAAGCCCAAGAAUGAGGAGCCGUACGGGAAAAUGAACCCAAAGUGGACGAAAUGGUUACAUCGCACGCUGUUUCCAUGCUUCUUCGGCAGAAGUUGUUUGAUUCCGAAUUUGUCAUACAUCUCGGAGGCUGCAGCUUCAGUACUGGAUCGCCAAUUGAAGACGUACAUGGUUCCUCACACUGAGGUGGUUUGGCUUUCCAGUAAAUCGUUUCACUACAAAUGGCUCGACAGGCGUGCAUACUACCGGAAAGCAAAGCCAUUCCCCCAAAAAGUGGGCAGUUUCCAGGUCUUCCUGGAAGGAUUCAAAGAUGCAAACAUCUUUCUGCGGGAACAUCCUUGGCCGGACAGGGUAAAUGCUCCGCUACAGACGGAGACGAGGAAGAAAAGGUCUUUCCUGUCGUCUUGCAGGCCGUCAGGACAGGAAACCAUAUUGGAAGAACAGGAGGAAGAUCAGGAGAGUAGAAGGAGCUCGUUUAGUCCCGGUGGCGAUGUCGACCCUGGACGCUUCGAAUGGACAGAAGCCUUGCAGCAAAACUUCAGAGAAGAGUUGGAAAAGCUGGUGAUUUUGGACUACAUGAUGAGAAACACUGACCGUGGCUUGGAUAAUUGGAUGAUCAAGGUAUGCUACCAUAACCAUGAACCAAAGGUUGUUCCCUCGCGGCCAGAAGCUGCGCAGGCCCUUUCCACCGUUGAAUCAGUGCCGUCAUCAUUACUCGACAUGGAAGGCGAGGGUGAUUACCACAUGACCAGUCUAACCUCGUCAGCCAAUGGCGGACUGAACUCGGCAUCCGCAGGCGGUUCACGGUCGUCCUCAUCACAAGUUGCGGUACCACACAUCCAUGUUGGCGCCAUCGACAACUCUCUUGCAUUCCCAUGGAAGCAUCCAGAUGAAUGGCGCUCGUAUCCCUUUGGCUGGCUCUUCCUUCCAGUCUCUCUUAUCGGGAAGCCCUUCUCACAGAAGACUCGUGACCAUUUCCUCCCGCUUCUUACUAGUCCUGAGUGGUGGAAAGACACGACGAAGCAAUUACGCGCUCUGUUUAGCCAGGAUACAGACUUUCAGGAACGUAUGUUUGCUAAACAAAUGGCCGUACUGAAGGGUCAAGCUUGGAACGUGGUGGAGACCUUGAAACAAGCAGACCAGGGGCCUCUCGACUUGACGCGUAGGGUGCGAGUGCUGGUCUUCGACGACCAGCUCGAGGUACCGGUUGUUAGGUCUACGACAGCCCCGAUUUAUAUCAGGCCAGAUGAGCAAGAGGAGAUGGACAUUUCUGCUGCUGCUGCAAGCGCACCUCCGCCAACUUUGCACACAGCACUGUUGCGGCCUGAACAAAGUCGCACGACGAGCUGUGGCGAACCUUCGCGUGAGUCUCGGUUGGACGAUGAUGCUGGUCGACUAUCAGACGACAUAUCGCUGAGUGGCCCAAAUAAAGGAGUAGAAGAGCAGAAACACACAGCCCCGCCUAUGCUUUCUCGUGGGUCGUUGAGUUACCAUGGCACACCUCGAGCUGUCAAGGCUGGCACUCCAGGACGUAAGAGGGGCCAAUCGCUUACGAGCCGAAAUAUCUUCUUCGAGGAGGAUGAAGGAGAUUUGGGUUUUGCGGCGGCGCACAAUGAGCAAGCCAAUAAAACUGUCAUCGUCGAGCGGCUUGAGACGGUGAAGUCUAAGCCACCCGUGUUUACCUGGUGUUGAUCUGAGCAGUCAUCUUUGGCAAGGUUUCUUGGAGGUAUAUGGAUACGGUACGGAUUCACUCUUUCUGGAAUACGGCGUUUUUUGGGCUUAAUUACCGAGGUACUUCAUGUUGUAGUACAUGCUCGUGUUCACACAG
This is a messenger RNA of Saitoella complicata NRRL Y-17804, 2392 nucleotides long. RefSeq lists its product as uncharacterized. The transcript is spliced from 4 exons. The record is from RefSeq and is a predicted model, not a curated record. Gene Ontology annotation, cellular component: endosome; plasma membrane; lysosomal membrane. Gene Ontology annotation, molecular function: 1-phosphatidylinositol 4-kinase activity. Gene Ontology annotation, biological process: endosome organization; phosphatidylinositol phosphate biosynthetic process; Golgi organization. Lineage: Eukaryota; Fungi; Ascomycota; Saitoellomycetes; Saitoellales; Saitoellaceae. Bases 28 to 2256 code for a protein of 742 amino acids.